Nicrophorus vespilloides is the source of this 2250-nucleotide messenger RNA. It is a transcript of the gene PH4alphaEFB, whose product is annotated as prolyl 4-hydroxylase subunit alpha-1. The transcript has 10 exons. Bases 283 to 1914 code for a protein of 543 amino acids. Gene Ontology annotation, cellular component: endoplasmic reticulum. Gene Ontology annotation, biological process: peptidyl-proline hydroxylation to 4-hydroxy-L-proline. NCBI's taxonomy places the organism in Eukaryota, Metazoa, Arthropoda, Insecta, Coleoptera, Silphidae. Gene Ontology annotation, molecular function: procollagen-proline 4-dioxygenase activity; iron ion binding; L-ascorbic acid binding. The record is from RefSeq and is a predicted model, not a curated record.
GAUGGUGUUGGUCGGUGUUUUCGAUGGAAAGCACGGUGCGUGCGAUCCAGAAAAUAGAAUGCGUCUUCAUUCUUCCGAACAUGUGUUUGGGAGAGCAAAUGUAAAUAACAUGUGUUCGUUUACAUUUGGAUUCAGUCAGACGAACGCUGUGUAGCUCUGCGGACGGUGCAUUCUACAAAGGAAGGAAGAUCACGCCGCAUCUGUGUUAUGUUCAUAGCCAAUUGAGACCAAUUGAAUUCUUCAGCUUCGAGUGCAAUUGAGGGCGCAGAAAUUACGUAAGCGAUGGCUCACUUCCUCCCAUUAUUCUUGUUCGCGCUUGUUGUUGGAACGGCUAGAGGUGAAUUGUACACAGCCCUCGUGGAUCUCGAAGAACUUCUCAGCACAGAAUCCGUGCUAAUCAACACUUUGGAGGUGUACAUUAAUGAGCAAGAACAACGGCUCAAUCUUCUGCGACGAUAUGCCGAUGCUUACCAGAACCAACACGACAUUGCCUCGCAGGAUAUGCAGAUGUACGUUUCCAAUCCAAUAAACGCGUAUCUUCUAGUCAAAAGGUUGACCACUGACUGGAAGCAAGUUGAAGCCCUGAUGAACACCAAUGUUGGUAAAGAGUUCAUCGCCAACAUAACUUCGUACAGGCAGCACCUCAAGUUCCCAUCAGACGAGGAUCUGAACGGAGCGGCGGUGGCUCUGACCCGCCUCCAGGACACUUACCGAUUGGAUACAUCAUCCUUGGCGAGAGGCGAACUGAAUGGAAUUAAAUACAGCUCCGAGCUUAACGCUGCGGACUGUUUCGAAUUAGGUAGACAAUCCUACAACAACGAAGAUUAUUACCAUACUCAACUGUGGAUGAGGGAGGCGGACACGCGAUUAGGAAUGGAAGCGAACGAAACAGUCGAGCGCAGCGACAUCCUAGAAUAUUUAGCCUUCUCCACCUUCAAACAAGGAAAUGUACAUUUAGCAUUAGAUUUAACAAACAAACUAUUAGACUUGGUUCCUAGCCACGCGAGGGCAUUAGGCAAUAAGGUGUACUACGAAGAUGCUAUACAGAAAACCAAUUUGGCUAAGCGCAAGGGCGACGACGAGAGCGAAGACAUUUCAAUGGAGAUAUCCCCGAAGAAUCAACGAGACCUGCUCGAUCCGGUCGGCAGGGACUUGUACGAGCAGCUUUGCCGCGGCGAGGUCAUGACCCCCGUGGAGAUCCUAUCCCAACUGAAGUGCUUCUACCACCACGGGGAUACAGUCAGAAACAAGUUCACCAUUCUGGCCCCCUUCAAAGUUGAAGAGGCUUACACCGAACCUCGCCUGCUCAUCUACCAUGACGUCAUGUCCGAUGAAGAGAUCGCAACUGUUAAGAAGAUAGCUCAACCCAGAUUCAAAAGAGCGACGGUCCAAAAUUCUAAGACUGGUGAACUGGAGACUGCUCAAUAUAGGAUCAGCAAAUCGGCUUGGCUGAAGGAUGAGGAGCACAAGCAUAUAGCAGCCGUUUGUCAGAGGGUUGAGGACAUGACCGGACUCACGAUGACUACUGCCGAAGAAUUGCAGGUUGUCAAUUAUGGUAUCGGGGGUCAUUACGAGCCGCACUUUGAUUUUGCAAGGAGAGAGGAAAUCAAUGCUUUCAAAAGCUUAGGGACCGGUAACAGGAUUGCAACCGUUCUAUUUUACAUGAGCGAUGUGGCGCAAGGAGGAGCAACAGUAUUCCCGAGCAUCAAAACAGCCCUUUGGCCCAAGAAAGGAACAGCGGCUUUCUGGUACAAUUUGCACGCAUCCGGAGACGGAGACAGGAGUACAAGACAUGCGGCUUGCCCGGUCCUCGCCGGCUCCAAAUGGGUUUCCAAUAAGUGGAUACAUGAAAGGGGUCAAGAGUUCAGGAGACCGUGCGGCUUGGAACCGACUCCUAUCGAAUUGACCGCCUGAACAUCUUCGAAAAGACGUGAUCGAUGCACAAAUCUGAGACUGCGAGAUAACUAAUUUAAAUUUACGUAUGAGUUGAGUCGUUUCUUAAAAGAAAAAAAUAAUAUCCGUGAGAUGAAAAUUCGUGUUUGCACAUUUUAAUGAUUUUUUUUUCAUGUCUGAAACGUUUCCUUAAAUUUUAUUUUUUUAUUCGAAAUACGAAACUUUUAAGUUUUACAAUUUUUUUUACGCAACGUAGGAAACAAACGCCAAAGAUUUUUGUGUUUGGUGUGUGUACCUUUUACAAAAAAAAAUAAUAAUAUAAUGAUGAUGAUAAUAAAAAAAUAUUUUUAUUCUUUA